Molecule: messenger RNA, 1221 nt
Organism: Microthlaspi erraticum
Lineage: Eukaryota; Viridiplantae; Streptophyta; Magnoliopsida; Brassicales; Brassicaceae
Source: the annotation of a GenBank genome assembly
AUGGAUAUGAUGAAGAAGCGAAGGCUCGAUGAGAAUGGCAUGGGGAUUCUAAACGAUGGAAUCAACGGCGCCGUUUCGAAUCGAUUGAUGCCACAGGACGUGAGGAAGAUUAUCGAGCGGUUCUCUUCCGAUCAGCUUCUCGAUAUCUUGCAGGAGGCAGCUGUACGGCAUCCGGAUGUUCUCGAAUUCGUCCGAUCAACCGCCGAUUCCGAUAUCUCUCAGAGGAAGCUCUUCAUCCGCGGCCUCGCGGCGGACACCACGACGGAAGGUCUGCGUUCGCUUUUCUCUAAUUACGGGGAUCUCGAGGAGGCAAUCGUGAUUCUCGACAAGGUGACUGCGAAGUCGAAAGGGUAUGGUUUCGUGACGUUCAAGCACGUCGACGGAGCUCUUCUCGCUCUGAAGGAGCCGUCUAAGAAGAUUGAUGGCCGCGUGACGGUGACGCAGCUCGCUGCUGCUGGGAAUCAAGGCGCGACGGCUCAUGUCUCGGAUAUAUCGAUGAGGAAGAUCUAUGUGGCGAACGUUCCGUUUGACAUGCCUGCGGAUAGGCUAUUGAAUCAGUUUCUGGCUUAUGGAGAUAUCGAGGAAGGUCCUUUGGGAUUCGAUAAAGUCACUGGUAAAUCAAGGGGAUUUGCGUUGUUUGUGUACAAGACUUCGGAAGGUGCUCAAGCGGCACUUGCUGAUCCUAUGAAGGUGAUUGAUGGAAAGCAUUUGCAGUGUAAGUUGGCUAUAGACGGUAAGAAAGGAAAGCCACCAGGUCAAAAUGGUGCUGGUCCUGGACAUGGUCACGGUGAUGGAAUGGGUAUGGUGCCUCCUCCUGGACCUUAUAAUGCAACUGGUGGGCCUGGUGGAUUGGGUGCUUACAGUGGGUACUCAGGAGGACCACCGCCGCAUCACAUGAACUCCGCACCUUCUUCGAUGGCUAAUGCUGGAACAGGUGUCUAUGGAGUUACGGGAUAUAAUGGUCAUUACAGUGGAUAUGGUCCAGGAUCUGGAAAUUAUGGUCCAGGAUCAAUGGGCGGUGGUUAUGCUGGACCUGGUGGUGGAAGUGGGCCGUAUAGAAUGCCACCGAGUUCGAUGUCCGGCGGUGGUUAUCCUGAGAGUGGGCACUAUGGGCAUUCAUCAGCUGCAUCAUAUCCUGGACAGCAUCAGCCUGUUGGUUCUUCCCCGGUGCCUAGAGUUCCUCUUGGAGGAAUGUACCAAAACGGUCCACCAAAUUACUGA